Torulaspora delbrueckii is the source of this 1365-nucleotide messenger RNA. Its product is annotated as putative peptide hydrolase. The coding region runs from base 1 to 1365 and encodes 454 amino acids. Gene Ontology annotation, biological process: DNA damage response. The record is from RefSeq and is a predicted model, not a curated record. Gene Ontology annotation, molecular function: single-stranded DNA binding. The transcript has a single exon. Lineage: Eukaryota; Fungi; Ascomycota; Saccharomycetes; Saccharomycetales; Saccharomycetaceae.
AUGUGCGGCAGGUACGCAAUUGCUUAUAACAGCGAGGAAUUGCCCUCGCAUUUCAAAGGCUUUGAUCUUGAAGUUCAUCCCAAGAUAAAUAAGGGAGAUCACUUCGAUAGAUCCUUUAAUGUGGCACCAACAACCUCUGGAGCUGUCCUUCGUGCGAAGGACCGUGAAUUGAGGUAUAUGAAAUGGGGAUUGGUUCCAAAUUGGACCAAGAACGCAGAGGAUUUCAAUACUUACAAGACGUUCAAUGCCAGGUUGGAAAACCUUCAGGAGAGUAAGAUGUGGAUGGCGUGCUGCAACAGGAAGAGAUGUGUUAUUCCAGUGAGCGGAUAUUACGAAUGGAAGACCAAGGGCAAAGAAAAGAUUCCUUACUACGUUGUCAGAAAAGAUGGGAAACUAUGCUUCUUAGCCGGGCUUUACGAUUAUCUUGAAAGCGAGGACCUCUGGACCUAUACCAUAAUAACGGGUAAGGCACCUAAGGAGCUCUCUUGGUUACAUCACCGGAUGCCUGUGAUUCUGGAGCCAGGUACGGACGCUUGGGACACUUGGAUGGACCCUGAUAAGACCAAGUGGACGCAGGAAGAGCUUGAUGAUCUCUUAGCAGCACACUAUGAUGAUGAAGUUUUGGCAGUUUAUCAAGUUGGUACUGAUGUUAAUAAGGUUGCCAACAAUAAUCAGAGUUUGGUCAAACCAAUCCUGAAGCAAGACCAGGGCAAGUUCAACGUGGAGCUCAGCGCUACGGAGAAGAGGCACAUGAAGCAGGAAGCUGCUAAGGAAGAAGGCAAUAGUCAAUCGGGUCAGACGAAGAAACGGAAGACCAAGACGGAGGAUGUUAAAGAGGAAGAGCAAUCCGUCGCUCACCGCACGAAGAGGACCAAGAAAGACGUUGAUCAAGAAGAGGAGCCUUCGGAAAAAGAUGACGAGGCUGUUGAAGAGGAAGUUAUGAAAGAGGAGGAAGGUUCUGAUGUCGGAGAUGAGCCCUAUGACGAAGAGAACGAUGCUGAAGUUGAUCAGGACGUCAUGGAAGAUGAAGUUGGUGAAGAAGUUGAUGAGGAAUACAUAAAGGGUGAUGAGAACGAUGUCGAAGGCUCUAUGGAUGAAAUGGAAGACGAUGCCGUAAUGGAAGAACCGAUGGUCAAGGGUGCCAAACAAACUGGUCAGAAGAAGGGCGGCCAAUCCAUCGGAGAGCGGGUCAGAAAGGAAGUCGGCGGUAGCUCUGCGGUAAAAGACGAAGAGCAGUCUGAUCCAACUCCCAAGCGUCGGGGCAAGGGUAGAAGCACGUCAGGGAAGGGCUCUGAUGAAGGGGAUGUGGUGAAUAUGAUGUCUUCUGGUAAGAAAGCAAGCAAGAAAAGAAAGCAGCAUAACUGA